UAUUGGCCAUGGCAGGUCCUAACUCCCAGCUGACUGCCGUCGAGAUUGCCGGAAACCUGCCGGAAUGUCGGCAUGAAAAAGCUGCAAUCAUGCUAGAACCCAUAUUGGGAUAUCUUGCUACUCAUUCCCUCCUCACCUGCACUACUAAUUCCUCGUUGAAGCAAUAUGGGCUCACACCAGUAAGCAGGCUCCUAACCAAGAACCAACCUGGGGCAUCUUUAGCUCCUCUUUUUCUUGUGGGCAAUCAAAAGCCUUUAACAGAUACAUGGGAUCAUAUGAAGGAAGCGGUGCAAGAGGGAGUAAAUCCCUUCAAAAAAACUCAUGGCAUAACCUUUUUUGAGUACAUGGCUAAGAACCCAAGUUUUUGUGAGUUAUUUAAUAAAGGCAUGGCAAGCAGUAGCAAUAUGGUGAUAGAAAAGCUUGUUGAAGAGUAUGGUGGUCUAAAGCAAGUAAAAGAGCUCGUCGACGUUGGUGGCGGAGAUGGAACUUUAUUGAAAAUGAUCAUCUCUAAAUAUCCUCAUAUUAAAGGAAUUAACUUUGAUCUACCUCAUGUCGUUUCUGAGGCACCAUCUUUUCCCGGUGUGCAACAUGUUGGAGGGGACAUGUUUAUCACGAUUCCAAGUGGAGGGACUAUUUUAUUAAAGCGGGUUCUUCAUAAUUGGGACGAUGAGAAAUGCCUCAAAAUCUUGAAAAACUGUUGGAGCGCGUUGCCGACUUUUGGAAAAGUGAUUAUUGUGGAACAAAUUCUUCCCGAGAUUAUUGAAGGAAAUGUCGUUGCACAAGACAUUUAUGCCACGAAUUUAAUCAUGAUGACUAUCGGUGAUGCAAAAGAGCGUACUGAGCAAGAGUAUCGGUCGUUAGCUAAAAAAGCAAAUUUCUCUCAAUUCAAAAUUGCAUGCAAAGUAUUAAACCAUCAUGUGCUGGAGUUUGUAAAAUGACAUGCAUGAGCUCAGUUAUGCAUACCUCAAUUUGAACUUUUAAUAAUCUAAUUAAAUAUGGGAUAAUACUUUAAAUA
This is a messenger RNA of Phalaenopsis equestris, 1015 nucleotides long. Its product is annotated as caffeic acid 3-O-methyltransferase-like. The transcript is spliced from 4 exons. Gene Ontology annotation, molecular function: O-methyltransferase activity; S-adenosylmethionine-dependent methyltransferase activity. The record is from RefSeq and is a predicted model, not a curated record. NCBI's taxonomy places the organism in Eukaryota, Viridiplantae, Streptophyta, Magnoliopsida, Asparagales, Orchidaceae. The coding region runs from base 9 to 938 and encodes 309 amino acids. Gene Ontology annotation, biological process: methylation.